AAGUCUACGAGAAACCUCUCCCUCUUGGCCAUCAAAAGCAUCAAGAAAAUGCAAAUACAUGCUCACAACCACAUGGCAUAAGAUAGGAUCAUAGGAAUAAAUCAUUCCAAACAACUGCACCUUCAGCAUCGAUGGCUGCAAUUCCAACGCCAUAGCCAUGGGUAUUAUCAUACACAUAAAUUCCAUCAUCGCACAAGGAGUCAUCACUUGAGGCCACUCCAGCAAAAACGCUAACGCCCUCCUCAACUCCUUCAUAUUCAAACCCGCACCCGCACCCGGAUCCGAAUCCGAAUCUUGUUUCACACACUGCGGCACGUUGAAAGGAACCAUCUGAACAGAAGUGUUGAGAACGGAGACGCUAAGUUUCCGAGUGAUGAUGUUGUGAAUCACUGAGGUGAAUAGCAAGAGGUAGUUCUGAGAAGCGUGGGUUCGCUCGUUCUGGCAGAGGCUCCACAAAUGCCCAACCACGUCCGAAAGCAAACCUGGUUUCCAUAGUUCCAAUUCCCUAAGGCAUUCGCACGCGAUGCCACGUGUGUGCCGGUCCGAACCGAAAUUAGGGCGGUUUAUGACCGUCAGCAAUAACUCCACCACACUCUCCGUUUGAGCCUCGACUUCGGCGUUUUCCGAUACGCAAAUGAGGAUAGAGGUGACGGAAACCAUGAAUUGAUCCUUGAAAGCGGGAGUGAUGUGGACGGCGUCGACAGGCGCGUGGAGGACGGAUUUGAGAGCGUCGAUGAGACGAUGGAGCGUUGGUUGGGGGAAGAAGCAGAGGGAGAACUCGUCGAGGAAUAAGAGGAGUUGGAGUUUGAGAGACAGAGUGAAGUCCUUGCGCAGAAGAGAAGAGAGGAGAAGAUCGAGGAGGGGAUCCAGAAAACACCAUUUUUGGGUGCCGGAUUGGAACUCCUCGAUUAGGGUUUCCCACUCCUGAGCUGUCAGAGGCUUCGACGGUGGUGGUGCCGCCGCCUUCUCCGCCAUGCCGUUCACAAGCUGAUCUACACUGCUUCAAGAUACACUCCUAACUGCAACACGUGCUUCAUUCUCUUGAACCGAACCGGACCGGGUUCGUUGGAUGUAGUGUAGAAAGCUUUUGGGUUGGACUUAAUUCUGGUAGCCCAGCCCAUACCUAAGCCCACAAUGAUUUUUUUAGAGCAAAAAACUGUUUUUUUCUCCCAAAUUCCCUCAACUCUUUCCUUUUCCGGCUCUUUCUCGGCAACCAAACAGUGGAAUUGGCAAAACAACUCAGCUUGAUCGUCUUGAAUCGUUGCUUCGCAAUCGCAACCGGCACAUCGAUAAGCUGUUCAGGUGCGUUAUGGUAGUCAUAUUGUUUCCUGCAUGCAUUCGAAGAUUAUGUUUUGGCAUUGAUAUCUGAACUGUUUUUUUGUAGCGGUUGUUUUUAUGAACCUCUUUGUGAAUUUGGCUGUUUUGAGCAACGCGCCUUAAAGCAUUUAUUUUUGCUGUGAAAGUUUGGUAAAGCUGUAUUGCUUUUUGCACAAACAAAAAGAGAAGACAAACCUCUAGAUUUUUUUUUGUUCUGCUAUUGUGUGUGUAACUGAAAACUCGGUUCUAAGUUAAAUGGUAUGGAGAUUUUAUCCAAUUUCUUCAUGUUCUAGUGGGUGCUUCUGGAUGCAAUAUUUUGUGAAGGUUGUGUAAGUUUUUAAUAUAUUUAAAAUCUUAAUUUGUACCCCUGGCCUGCGUACAAAACUACGAAAAUUUUUAGCUUUAGUUGGCCAGUGAUGUCCUAUUGGAUUCUAUUGCGAGAUGUAUUAAAUUGUUCAUGUUUUCUGCAUUCAAGGAAGCAUCUUUCCAUAAACUUCUUAUCAGAUUAAGAGAAGUUAGAAUGCGUUAUUUUCGGGGUGUCAACGCUCUCCCACCCAAAUUAGUGUCAAUCAGUAUCCUGUUAUCCAUCUAAGAUAUUUUAACUGAAAUAUGUAUUUUAAAUGUAUCCUUUUCUCCAAUAGUAAAGUUGGUGCAUGACAAUUUUACGAACAACUGAACUUUAAUUUUACAUAUAGAUUAUUAAUAGGAGCCUAACUCACUUAGGGAGAUAAGAUUUGGUUAUUGUUGUAUUUAUCCUUCAUUGUUGUGGGAAAAUAAAAGAAUUUUCUCCCCCACUAUUUGAAGUUCUAUGCUCUAGAAAUAGUUUCCACUCUACAGAAAAUUUUUCUAGUAUUAGUUAUUUUUUCAUUAUAUGUUUCAAGGAUCAGUUAGACUGAAAAACAAUUCUUUUUGUUCAAUUUGGAAAUAAGAAUAUUCAAACGAUAUUAUUUGGUAAUGAUUGUCAUUUUACUAUUUUUUACGUCCAAGAAAAUAUGUUUUGUUAGAUAUGAAUACAUGUAUUUGAAUUAAGAUUUAGGGAAAUAGUGUUUUCUCGAUCGUAGGCAGGCUAACCACAUGUUUGUUUUGGAAAGCUUAACAGCAUAAACAUGGAAGAAUAUAACAAGAGCAACAUAAAGAAGAAGGCCAGGCUGAACUCGUUGCUGACAACCUUACUGAAUGAUCCUAUACUUUCUGAUGUGCCCAAGAACCCAACUUUGGCAGAUGUUGACACCCUCAUCAGCUUUGAAUUGGGUAGUGCCAUGUGCAUCUCUGUCUUGAAAUUGGAUGGAACUUCAUUUGAUGUGACAGUGAUGAAUUCAGCAACAGUCAAAGAUUUGAAACUUGCCAUCAAGAAGAAGGUGAAUGACAGGGAACAAUCCAGCAUGGGUCACCGCCAUAUUUCUUGGAAGCACGUAUGGGCAAAUUAUUGCUUGUCAUACCAUAACAACAAGCUUCUAAAUGAUGAUGAUGCUAUACAAAGUUUUGGUGUACGAAAUAAUUCUCAGGUACAUUUUGUUCCCUAUGUCACGACAAAAGAAUCUCGGAGACAUUCGAAGCGGAGAAAGCAUCGUUUUUUUCAUGGCCUUAGUAAGCUUUCCUGAUCAAACAAGCCCAUGGUGUAUAGCAUGUUCUAAAUCGUUGUUGGUACUGUUCUUUCUCAUUACUUGGACUAACAACGCUUCACCAAAAAAAAAAAAGGACUCACAAAGCAUGGACACCUGGCAACAGAGCUUGUACAUUUACUGUUGUUUCAACUUAGUUGCAAUGUCAUCCCUAGCCAUUCGUAGCGUCCAAUCGGACAAGCCAGUUUCACACUAAUUUCUGUCUGAAUCUUCACCCUACAGAAAAUGAAAAAUAAAAAUAAAAAUCCCGUGGCAUGCCUUGGUCUCAUUUAAGUGGAGAAUUAUGUUGCCAAAAACCGUGCUGAGCUGCAGCUACCUUGUGGGAGGUCAAAAACCCUAAACCAUACUUGUACUUUUAAGAUUAUUUCUCCAUUUUGCUGCAAACAAGUUAUUCAAAAAUAUGUAAUUUCCAUCUCAGAACAUAAAAACUAUAGCAUUAGCUUAAGGCGUUAUUGUUGGUAAUGAAUUAUUGUAUUAUUAUUGUAACAUUACACAUUUUAUUUCCAAUAAAUUACAAGAAUGUCAUUAUAAAU
Abrus precatorius (Indian licorice) is the source of this 3472-nucleotide messenger RNA. RefSeq names its product U11/U12 small nuclear ribonucleoprotein 25 kDa protein. Gene Ontology annotation, biological process: mRNA splicing, via spliceosome. The transcript has 4 exons. Gene Ontology annotation, molecular function: protein binding. Lineage: Eukaryota; Viridiplantae; Streptophyta; Magnoliopsida; Fabales; Fabaceae. The coding region runs from base 2424 to 2918 and encodes 164 amino acids. The record is from RefSeq and is a predicted model, not a curated record. Gene Ontology annotation, cellular component: U12-type spliceosomal complex.